Molecule: messenger RNA, 648 nt
Organism: Phytophthora sojae
Lineage: Eukaryota; Oomycota; Peronosporomycetes; Peronosporales; Peronosporaceae
Exons: 1
Molecular function (GO): endo-1,3(4)-beta-glucanase activity
Source: RefSeq, a predicted model, not a curated record
CUGCUCGUCUCGCUCCUGGUGUUCGUCGGCGUCUAUGUGGCCGUGGAGCUCACGAAGAAUCGCCACUAUAUUCAAACCGAGUCGGAUCUCAAGCUGUUCAAUCCCCUGUUCGAGGCGCAGGCCCCACCCGAGACGUUGUUCCCGUACACCGACGAACAGAAGACGUUCCUCCCUCCGAUGUUAAUUGCGCCGGGCAUCGUGGGGUCUCGUCCGAUCCCGACCAACAAUUGGUGGGGCAAGAUGAUCGCAGCCACGCAGGAGGCUGGAGUGCAGCCGAUCUGGGCCAAUCCGUACUCACUGCAGCCGAUGCUUACGUCGGCACCCUACGGCCUCACAGUCAGCUAUCCCUAUCCGACGCGAGUAUUUGGCGGCGGUCUGUCUGAAAACGGUAUCGCGAAGAAGUUUUAUCGCCAUGGCCACGUCCCGGACUUCACCUUCUCGGCCGUGGAAUUCACCGCUCCACCCGUGUUUGAGGUGUUUGACUGGGACGAUCUGAGCGUCCAAGUGCGCUUCAAGGCUCGCUCUGGCCCCAGUAAUGAGAGCAGCUUUGAAGCGACACUUGCGAGUGGGAUGGCCUUUGUGACGGCAAAGUAUAGCUCGCUCACUCCACGCCUCGACACUGUGUACGCCAUUCUCAAAGUCAAUGGC